Messenger RNA from Chondrus crispus (carragheen), 993 nucleotides. RefSeq lists its product as hypothetical. Bases 1 to 993 code for a protein of 330 amino acids. The transcript is spliced from 2 exons. Gene Ontology annotation, cellular component: mitochondrion. The record is from RefSeq and is a predicted model, not a curated record. Lineage: Eukaryota; Rhodophyta; Florideophyceae; Gigartinales; Gigartinaceae.
AUGCGAGUCACACUUCCAGUUGAUCCCCGUCGUAAGACACAAAGCGAGGCAGCAACCCUCGACUUCAUCCAGCAAAACACAGAUGCCCCCGUCCCCACUGUCAUUGCAUUUGACGCUUCAAACGACAAUGCUCUUCGUGUCGAAUGGAUGCUCUUAGAGCACAUGCCUGGAAAACCGCUAAGGCAACACUGGAAAUCACUACCGCUAGAAAAGAAGCGGGCUUUGGUAAAGCGUAUUGCACUUUAUGUUGUCCAGCUAUUCCGUGCCCGAAUCCAAGGCAUAGGGAACCUUUAUCACUCCGACACGUCCCGAGAUGACGCUGUUGACCAGACAAAAUUUCGAGUCGGUCGAAUUGUGUCGAAUGAAUUCUUUUGGGAUGAUCGCACAACCCAAGAAUUCCCCCGAGGUCCAUUUCGCUCAAGCCGAAGUUGGCUACACGCCCGGUUGCUUGUGCACCGUCACGAAAGCAAGGACAUUAUUGAAGCGUCGAGAGAUGAAGAUGAUAUUGAUACGGCAGAGCAGGUCGCAAUACUAGAGCAAAGACUUGCUUCGCUUCUCCAUUCAAUUUUUACAUUCAACCUAAACCAUGAAGUGGAAGAAACAGCUCUCUUCCAUGAUGACCUCUCUCAACAGAACAUCAUGGUUGAUGAGGACGGGAAUCUUACUGCAAUUAUUGACUGGGAAUGCGUAAUCGAAUACGCUAUAGACGAAAACGGGCUGAACGAGGACGGCGAGAUCGACGAGUCGUACCCGGAAGAUCUUCUUGAGUACGAGCAGACUGAACUGCGGAACGAGUUUUUGAAUGAGGUCAAGAAUAUCGAGCCUGCUUGGUUUGCGAUUUAUUCGUCUGACUUAAAUUUGAGAAAGGCAGACUUCGAGAUGGCAGUGAAUUGCAUCGAUAAUGAAUUUUGUAUCAAGCGUAUCUCCAAGUGGCUAGAUGGCGUGGAGGCCGGGGAAGACGUCCCGAGUUUACAGAAGAUACUCCUGGAAUAG